CUUUCUAAAAGGUGUCUCCAGGAGCUCACAAUCAACAAUCCAUCUUUCACGACCAAUUCAUUUCCUUCCUCUAUUUCGCUGCGUUCUCUCGUGGCUCUCAUCAGUCCCUUCGUCGAUCCACGCUCUUUUGUGCCUAGGUUCUUUUCCCUCGAACGACCAGCGAGUCAAGUGCAUUUGGGAUUGCAUGAGGCCGCAGGGGGCCGGUCGCAAUCAUGGCGCUUCCUAUCAAGUUUACUGAGGUGGUCCAGUUGACGAACCUUGAUAUCGCGCCACAGUCCAUAUCCUUCAACACUUGUACACUAGAGUCUGAUCACUUUGUUUGCGUGCGGCAAAAACUUAAUGAACAAGACAAGCCUCAAGUGAUAAUUGUAAACCUCAAGAACAACAAUGAAGUCAUUAAACGCGCUAUCAGCGCGGAUAGUGCUAUCAUGCAUUUCUCCCGCGAGAUCCUUGCCCUCAAGGCCCAAGGCAGAACCAUCCAAGUUUUCGAUCUCGGAGCGAAAGCCAAGUUGAAGUCUACUGUCAUGAACGAGGAUGUUGUCUUCUGGAAGUGGUAUAGCGAACGCAGCUUGGGUCUGGUCACUGACACAUCAGUCUAUCACUGGGAUGUUUUUGACCCUACACAAAAUGCUCCGGUCAAGUUGUUCGAGCGCAACGCCAAUCUGAAUGGUUGCCAGAUUAUCAAUUACCGUGUCAAUGACGACGAGCAGUGGAUGGUCGUUGUUGGUAUUUCCCAAAGAGAAGGACGAGUCGCAGGGACAAUGCAGCUCUAUUCACGCAACCGUGGCAUCUCUCAACACAUUGAAGGCCAUGCCGCAGCUUUCGGCACCUUCCAUGCCGAAGGCAAUCCGCUUCCCCACAAACUCUUCACCUUCGCAGUUCGCAACGCUGCUGGCCAAGGCAAACUGCACGUUGUUGAGAUCGACCCCAGCGAAGGCAACACGCGCUUCACGAAGAGAGCGGUUGAUGUCUACUUCCCCGAUGAGGCUGUCAACGACUUCCCUGUUGCCAUGCAGGUGUCCAAGAAAUACAGCGUCAUCUACAUGAUUACCAAAUACGGUUUCAUCCAUCUCUACGAUCUGGAGACGGCUACUUGCAUCUUCAUGAACCGUAUCUCCAGCGAGACCAUCUUCGUUACCAGCCCUGACUCCGAGUCAGCCGGUAUCGUCGGUAUCAAUCGGAAAGGUCAGGUCUUGUCUGUCACCGUUGACGAGAAUACGAUCAUCCCCUACCUGCUCCAGAACCCUGCCAAUUCGACGCUGGCUGUCAAACUCGCGUCGAGAGGGGGUCUGCCCGGAGCCGACAACUUGUAUCAGCAACAAUUUGAAACUCUGUUUUCGCAAGGGAACUACGCCGAAGCAGCUCAAAUUGCAGCUGAUUCUCCGAGAGGCUUCCUGAGAACUCCAGAAACCAUCAACCGUUUCAAGAACGUACCUCAGCAGCCAGGACAACUCUCGGUGAUCUUGCAAUACUUCGGCAAGCUGCUUGACAAAGGGAAGCUCAACAAGUACGAAAGCGUCGAGUUGAUCAAGCCUGUUUUAGCCCAGAACCGGAAGAAUCUGCUAGACAAGUGGAUGAGCGAAGGCAAGCUAGAAUCAUCGGAAGAACUUGGAGAUAUCGUUCGGCUGCAUGACUUAGAGCUUGCUUUGAAAAUCUACCGAGAAGCAAAUGUGCCACCCAAGGUUGUGGCAGCAUUGGCUGAAACUGGUCGGUUCGAGGAGAUCUUGCCAUAUGCUCGGGAGGUCGGUUAUCAGCCAGACUUCACCAGCUUGUUGCAACACAUUGUGCGUGCCAAUCCGGAGAAAGGGGCGGAAUUUGCGAGUCAGCUAGCCAACAAUGAAGCUGGCCCACUGGUCGACAUUGAUAGAGUCGUCGAUGUCUUCAUGUCUCAAAACAUGAUCCAACAAGCAACUGCUUUCCUACUGGACGCUCUUAAGGGGAACCGUGAGGAGCAAGGCCACCUUCAAACUCGACUGUUGGAGAUGAAUCUUCUCAACGCGCCUCAGGUGGCAGACGCCAUUCUCGGAAACGAGAUGUUCUCAUAUUACGACAAGACCAGAAUUUCUCGUCUUUGUGAACAGGCUGGCCUGCUUCAACGUGCUCUCGAGAACACUGAUGACCCGACAUCCAUCAAGCGCAUCAUCGUGCAGACCGACAAGCUCAAUCCUGAAUGGCUCCAACAAUACUUCGGCCGCAUGGGCGUCGAUCAGUCUCUGGAAUGCAUGGACGAGAUGCUGAAGACCAACAUUCGUCAAAAUCUAUCCUCCGUGGUGCAAAUCGCUACUAAAUACUCGGACUUGCUGGGUCCAAGCCGUCUUAUCGCUCUCUUCGAGAAGCAUCGCACUGCUGAAGGUCUCUACUACUACCUCGGAAGCAUUGUCAACCUCAGCGAAGAUGGCGAUGUUGUCUUCAAGUACCUCGAGGCCGCCGUCGCGAUGCAGCAGUUCCAAGAAGUAGAGAGAAUUUGCCGUGAGAACAAUCACUACAAUCCAGAGAAGGUGAAGAAUUUCCUGAUCGAAGCACGACUUGCCGAGCAACUUCCAUUGAUCAUUGUUUGCGACCGGCACAAUUUCGUGAAGGACUUGAUCAACUACCUCUACCGCAACCAACAAUACAAAUCUAUUGAGGUGUACGUUCAACGUGUUAACCCGGGACGGACCCCUGCCGUCGUUGGAGCACUGCUCUCUCUAGAUUGUGAGGAGUCCGUGAUCAAGAAUCUCUUGUCCUCAGUUGACCCCACUGCCGUUCCAAUGGACGAGCUUGUCGCGGAAGUUGAGAAGCAAAACCGACUCAAGAUCUUGCUACCUUUCCUCGAAUCGACAUUGGCGCAAGGAAACCAGCAGCCUGCAGUGUACAAUGCUUUGGCGAAGAUCUACAUCGACUCCAAUCAUAACCCAGAGGCAUUUUUAAAGGAGAACGAUCUCUACGACACCCUGACAGUCGGAAAAUACUGCGAAAAGAGAGAUCCCAAUUUGGCAUACAUUGCCUACCGAAAGGGACAGAACGAUAUUGAGCUCAUCAACAUCACGAAUGAAAACUCGAUGUUCCGCGCGCAGGCUCGCUACUUGCUCGAGCGCGCUGAUCCCGAAAUCUGGGCAUUCGUCCUUGGUGAGAACAAUGACUCUCGCCGUUCUCUCGUAGACCAAGUCAUUGCAACAGCGGUGCCUGAGUCCAACGAGCCUGAUAAAGUCUCCGUAGCCGUCAAGGCCUUCUUGGAUGCCGAUUUGCCAGCUGAACUAAUCGAGUUGCUCGAAAAAAUUAUCCUGGAACCCUCGCCGUUCAGCGAUAACAGCAGUCUGCAGAACUUGCUGUUGCUUACCGCUGCGAAGGCUGACAAGUCUCGGCUCAUGGACUAUAUUCACCGCUUGUCCGAAUUCAACACCGAAGAGAUUGCAAACAUGUGCAUUCAACAAGGUUUGUAUGAGGAAGCUCUCGAGAUCUACAAGAAAGUCAACGACCAUAUCUCUGCCGCUAAUGUGCUCGUCGAUCAUAUUGUCAGCAUCGAUCGCGCUCAGGAAUAUGCUGAAAAUGUCGACCUGCCGGAGGUUUGGAGCAAAGUUGCCAAGGCACAGCUUGAUGGCCUCAGAGUGAGCGACGCCAUCGAGUCAUACAUCAAAGCUCAAGACCCAAGCAACUACAACGAGGUCAUUGAGACAGCUAGCCACGCUGGCAAAGACGAGGAUCUAAUCAAGUUCCUCAAGAUGGCGCGGAAGACUCAGCGAGAACCAGCGAUCGAUACUGCUCUUGCUUUCUGCUAUGCUAGACUCGACCAAUUGCCCGAGCUUGAGGACUUCUUGCGUUCUCCCAAUGUGGCUAAUAUCGAAGCCAGUGGUGACAAGGCUUACGAAGAAGGCUACCAUCAAGCCGCCAAGAUCUUCUUUACCAAUAUAUCCAAUUGGGCGAAACUGGCUACUACACUCGUCCACCUGGGCGAAUAUCAGAAUGCGGUCGACUGUGCUCGCCGUGCUAACAGCGUCAAGGUGUGGAAGCAGGUGAACGAAGCCUGCGUAGCCAAGAAGGAAUUCCGCCUUGCUCAAAUCUGUGGCCUUAACCUCAUCGUGCACGCUGAAGAACUUCAGGAUCUUGUCAAGCAGUAUGAGCGUGAGGGAUACUUCGAGGAGCUGAUUUCAUUGUUGGAAGCAGGCCUUGGCCUAGAACGAGCUCACAUGGGCAUGUUCACCGAGCUUGGAAUUGCUCUUUCCAAAUAUCACCCAGAUCGGGUGAUGGAGCAUCUUAAGCUGUUCUGGUCACGCAUCAACAUCCCCAAGAUGAUUCGUGCCUGCGAAGAGGCGCAUCUCUGGCCCGAACUCAUCUUCCUGUACUGCCAUUACGACGAAUGGGACAAUGCUGCAUUGGCCAUGAUGGAGCGUGCCGCCGAUGCGUGGGAACACCACUCGUUCAAAGACAUCAUUGUCAAGGUGGCCAACUUGGAAAUCUACUACCGUGCUCUGAACCAUUAUCUGCAGGAGCAACCGCUGUUGUUGACCGACUUGCUGCAAGCUCUGACGCCUCGCAUCGAUGUCAACCGAGUGGUCCGAAUGUUUGAGAAGUCGGAUAACAUCCCCAUCAUCAAACCAUUCUUGCUCAACGUCCAAGGUCAGAACAAGCGCGUCGUCAACAACGCGAUCCACGAUCUGCUCAUCGAAGAGGAAGAUUACAAAAUCUUGAAAGACUCGGUGGAGAACUACGACAACUAUGAUGCAGUCGAGCUUGCUCAGCGCCUUGAGAAGCACGACCUUGUCUUUUUCCGACAGAUUGCCGCGCAGAUUUACCGCAAAAACAAGAGAUGGGAGAAAUCGAUUGCUCUGUCCAAGCAAGAUAAGUUGUUCCGUGAUGCGAUCGAGACUGCUGCCAUUUCGGGCAAGCCGGAGGUGGUGGAAGAUUUGCUGAGAUAUUUCGUCGACAUUGGCAGUCGCGAGUGUUAUGUCGGUAUGCUUUAUGCGUGCUAUGACCUGAUCCCAUAUCACACUGUGAUGGAGAUCUCAUGGCGACAUGGACUGAAUGACUUCACGAUGCCAUUCAUGAUCAGCUACAUGAGCCAACAGGCAGCCACGAUUGAGCAACUACGAAAGGACAACGAAGAGCGCAAGGCGAGAGAAGCUAGCCAGCAAAAGACCGAGGACAAUACUCCGAUCAUUGGCAGCCGGUUGAUGUUGACCCAGGGCCCAGGUAACAUGGCACCGCAGCCUACGGGCUAUGCAGCCACCAAUGGCAUUACACCUCAAGCGACCGGAUUCCCUCGGGCAUUCUAAAAGGCUGACGCUAUGGUAAUCCGGGGAAGUGGUCGGGAGUAUUCGGGGUUGAGGGGAUGUCGGAGCGAAGAGCGGCGCGACAAAUAAUCGGAAAGGACAUAUAUGUGCGAGUAGAAACAUUCUGGCGGGAAAGAAUAAUGGAUGUGGACGACAGACAUCGGAGAUGCGAUUGAUCUUCGUGGCAUAGCUUUUUUCGGUGUAAGAUGUACUAGAGGCUUGAGGCUUGAGGCUCAAUAAGUGUGAGCGCUUCUCCGGUGAAUGCAUGUGGGAGCUUCAAGCAGCCAACCAAAAUUAUUCUUUGUGGGAGAUAAGCGAAUGACAACAACGUAUCACUGCCAAAUGGCAAUCAUGGCACUGAUAAAAGUCGAUGGUCGCAUGUCCCAGAUCUACAAGGAUGAGUUCAUGGGUGUGAAUGGGCUAAUCAUGGAAAAGAUCACGCCCAGCCACAGGCGGGGAGCGUGUAUCCGUAUUCUUGGACGACUUCACUACUACUCAGAUAGCUCGGCCACGCUCUGCCCUUAUCUAUGGUGCUGUUGAGCUGUGACGUGAUGUAGUGACGUUUGUUCUACAUUCAGCCACGAAGGAGAAGAUAGCAGAGGAAGUAAAGACUUGGUGGGCAGUGAAGGAGGAGUGCAGCCCAUCUUUCAGGGAAGCGAGUUCUCUCUCGGCUUGUCUGUCUCUAUGAACCAAGAAAAAC
Messenger RNA from Exophiala xenobiotica, 5949 nucleotides. RefSeq lists its product as uncharacterized. Gene Ontology annotation, molecular function: structural molecule activity; clathrin light chain binding. The record is from RefSeq and is a predicted model, not a curated record. Bases 213 to 5252 code for a protein of 1679 amino acids. Gene Ontology annotation, biological process: Golgi to endosome transport; intracellular protein transport; receptor-mediated endocytosis. The transcript is spliced from 5 exons. Gene Ontology annotation, cellular component: clathrin complex; actin cortical patch; clathrin coat of coated pit. Lineage: Eukaryota; Fungi; Ascomycota; Eurotiomycetes; Chaetothyriales; Herpotrichiellaceae.